Messenger RNA from Dissoconium aciculare CBS 342.82, 1702 nucleotides. RefSeq lists its product as uncharacterized. The record is from RefSeq and is a predicted model, not a curated record. The coding region runs from base 183 to 1445 and encodes 420 amino acids. NCBI's taxonomy places the organism in Eukaryota, Fungi, Ascomycota, Dothideomycetes, Mycosphaerellales, Dissoconiaceae. Gene Ontology annotation, cellular component: cytosol. Gene Ontology annotation, molecular function: anthranilate phosphoribosyltransferase activity. The transcript has 2 exons. Gene Ontology annotation, biological process: L-tryptophan biosynthetic process.
GACUGCCCGCCUACCUAGUUGAGGAGCAAAGUCCACCAUUGUCUUUAGCGAAACAGACAGGCGGUGCUUAAACUUUGACAUGGAUGACUGAUAGUAUCUGUUCUUAACGCGCGUCGGCGGUAACCGUCCUCAUCCUCUUGUUGUCCCAAGAUAAUACAUUCGUUAGGCUCACAGUCUUCACAAUGUCUUCAACGCCAGCCACCAAUGGCGCAGGCCUUGUUUCCAUCUCAACUCUGCUGAAAAGGCUCUCAACUGCCGAAUCUGCCCGUGCUGUUCCACCACAAGAAGUCGCGGCGGCACUGGCAUUGAUCUUUGAGAAUCGCAUAUCACCGGUGCAAUUUUCUCUGCUUCUAUGGGCCCUACAUACUACCAAUUUUGAUCACCAGGCUGCUGUUCUUGCAGAAUGUGCAGCGUCGAUGCGAACGGCGGGCGCGCAGGCUGAUAAAGCGGCACUGCAAGCCAUUGUGAAGCGCAAGGCUCGCCAGGAGGGUGCAUAUGCUGGCGGAUUGUGUGACAUUGUGGGCACGGGAGGUGAUGGCCACAACACAUUCAACAUAUCAACCACAUCCUCCAUCGUUGCGUCGGCUUUGCUCGUGAUCGCCAAGCACGGCAACAACUCCUCGACGUCUCUUUCAGGUUCUGCAGAUUUGCUUCAACAUGCACCGACACCCCCGGUGAUCGCAGCAACUACCGCAGGUAACAUCUCUCAAAUCUACGAUCGUACCAACUAUGCCUUCCUUUACGCUCGAGAGUGGCACCCAGGAAUGAAGUAUGGCGCCGCCGUCCGCAAAGAGAUCCCUGUUCGGACGAUUUUCAAUCUACUGGGUCCCCUCGCAAACCCGUUGCAUGAUACCGGACUGGUAGAGGCACGGAUUCUUGGCGUAGCACGCAAAGACAUCGGCCAAAACUUUGCAGAUGCGUUGCAACUCAGUGGCGCGAAGAAAGCAAUGGUGGUGUGUGGCGACGAGAAUCUUGACGAGCUCUCAUGCGCAGGGCCGACACAUUGCUGGUUCAUCCACAGCAGUGAUGGAAGCGUUGACGGGAGCGAUCCGAAGACCACAAUCACGACGAUGACUCUGACCCCAGAAGACUUUGGACUGCCACGGCAUCCCUUGGAUGAAGUGCAUGGUGGGAAGGGUCCGGCAGAGAACGCGGCCAUUCUCAUGAGAAUUCUCCGGAAUGAGAUGCCUGCUGAUGAUCCGGUGCUUCAAUUUGUCCUCCUUAACACCGCUGCGCUACUGACGGUCAGCGGAAUUUGCGAGGCUGACGAGAGCAACAUGGGACCCGGCGAUGAUGGAAAAGUCGUGCAAGAGCGUGGUCCUGGCGGACUUCGCUGGAAAGAGGGCGUGCGCAGGGCAAAGUGGUGCAUCAAGAGCGGCAGUGCUUUGAAGCAAUGGCAGGGGUUUGUGGAGGUCACCAACUCCUUGUCCUCAUCCCUACCAUAGAUUAGAGGAGGUAGAACGAAUAGAUGGUUCCAUGAAAUGACAGUGACGACUAUAGCAGAAAAUAGACAGGCACGUGCACAUUGAUCGAGAACUGCAGGCGACGAUGGUCAAUACAGCAAUUUCGCAUCCCGACUCGUAGAUGGAUUCUGUGGUGUUGGCUAUGUGCUCUGGACAGAAGAGUUCAUAUCAAUGCAGCUGUGAGUGGAAGCACUUCGUUCUGCCCGUCUCUUUUGGGCAAUGGCAUUCCUGGAGGCCAG